Alosa sapidissima (American shad) is the source of this 7601-nucleotide messenger RNA. RefSeq names its product protein tyrosine phosphatase non-receptor type 20 (gene ptpn20). Gene Ontology annotation, cellular component: cytoskeleton. The transcript has 50 exons. The record is from RefSeq and is a predicted model, not a curated record. Gene Ontology annotation, biological process: protein dephosphorylation. Gene Ontology annotation, molecular function: protein binding; protein tyrosine phosphatase activity. Bases 285 to 7265 code for a protein of 2326 amino acids. Lineage: Eukaryota; Metazoa; Chordata; Actinopteri; Clupeiformes; Clupeidae.
UUUACCGCCAUGUGCUAAGAAUAGUGUUAAAUUAGUGGAGUUGACAGAAACGGGCUCGCUACGAGCACAGGUUGUAACACUGCGACACUUCAGGGCGGACGGGUCGCGCGGAUUGUGUACAGUUGAAAGCGCGUCGUGGAGACGGAAGGCUACUUGGCGACAAAGCAACCGAGAAACAUGCGGUGAGCUGGCGGACCACCUCAUAACCAGGACCAGUCCGACGUUUUAGGGAAAUAGUUUCUGCGGACAGCGAAUGCCCGAAGCAGGGGUGUGUGUGUGUGAGGAUGAGCAGCACGUUUGUGACUCUGGCGGAGGUGCUGGAGGCCCGGGGGUCUCCUCUGGGGGAGGACGAGGUCUGGAGCCUCCUACUGGGCACCGCAGAGGCCCUGGUGGACCUCAGCUAUAAAGGUCAGACUAACAUCUGUAACAUCAUCACCCCUGGUUCCCUGUUGCUAUCGGCGACAGGCACACUGGCCUUUAAGAGCUGCAUCCAAUCAGAAGAGACUUCUCCGUUCACUGCCCCUGAGAUGCUGCAGGGCCGACCAAUCAGCACCAAGCUUGCCAUGGAGAAGGUGGCUGUGUAUUCAUUGGGAAUGACUCUGUACUGGUGUGUUGACUAUCGACUUCCUCAGAACCAGCCGGUGCAGCUGAGUGACGCUCUGAACGUGUUGCUACUGAGCAUGUGCGAAGACGUGGCCCACCGGAGGCGGAGCCUCAGCGCCAUUCUGGAGUCGUGUGAGGAGCAGCAGAAAGCCACGCCCCUUCCCCCACCCAACAGGGUCAUCCGUCAGCUGGUGGAACACCUGCUCAACAACACCGCUGACAGCUCAACUAUUUCUGAUCCUGUGGUUCCACUGAGUGGAAGGAGUCAAAUGGUUCGGGAGAGACUACACGGUAAGCGCAGUGCGUACUUUGGCUACCCAGAGGGGAAUGGAGCGUCAGGGCAGAGGCGAAGACUCUCCUCAGAUUCUGAGCUCCACAAAGGUGGAUCGAGUCAGCAGAAGCAGUGGGCACAGAAGAGGCGGAGUUCACCCCCCCAAUCCUUCCAGACGCUGCCCAAUCGGCUACAGCGAGGGCUGCAGCAGAGAGGCAGCAGCAGUAGCAGCUGGUUGUCACGGAGUCCGUACCUUAGCGAUGCAGGUCCUCCACUCAGUCCACCCAUCAGCCUGAGCGACUCUAGCGCUAGCCUCACCCAGCGCAAGGCCAAGACGCUGGGGCCUGAGUUUGUAAGAAUGGGCGAUGAGCCUCCCAUCACUCUAGAGCUGCCAGGAUCUAUUGUGUCAAAGAAAGGGAAGUCAUGUGCGUCUCAGCGGGAGGUCAGUGUGUUCCUGCCCAAUGACCAGUGUCUUCUGGUGCGCUGUGACAUCAAGUCCCGCGGCCGAGACGUCUUUGACAUGGUGGUGGCGCACGCCAACCUGGUAGAGCACUUCUACUUCGGCCUCGCCUUCAUCGACGAUGAUGAGUUUUUUUUCCUGGAGCCUGAGCUGAAGAUUUCUAAAGUGGCUCCUGACGUCUGGAAGAAACAGCCUGGAUGCAGCUUCACACUAUACCUGAGGGUCAAGUUCUUCGUCGAUGAUGUGUCCUUUAUCCAGCACAGACUGACUCGGCACCAGUUCUACCUGCAACUGAGAAAGGACCUUGUGGAGGAUAGACUGCACUGCAACGAGGACACCGCCCUCUACCUGGCAGCCCUGGCACUGCAGGCAGAGUUUGGAGACUACAUGCAUGAGGUGUAUGGCAGGACCUACUUCCAGCUGGAGCAGUAUGUGUCUAAGAGGGUUGUGGAGAAGAUGGCGCUGCCAUGCGUGCGGGAGGAGCUUCCCCGCCUGCACACCAACAACACACACAUGCUGCCUGAGGAAGCAGAAAUGGAGUUCCUGAAGCUGAUGCAGCAGUUGCCUGAGUACGGGGUGCUGUUCCACCGUGUGGGGCGUGAGCGUGACAAACGUCCAAUAGGGAGCGACCUUCUGCUGGGCGUCAGCUCCAAAGGCGUCAGCGUCUACGAGCUGCGCAACAACAACCGCUACAUGAGCCGCUGCUUCCACUGGAAUGAGACCGACAGCAUCUCUACAGGACGGCGUAAGUUGACCAUUGAGUGUGGUCCGAGCGGGAAGAAGCACUCGUUCCAGACGGAGAGCAGCCGCAUCGCCCAGUACCUGCUCAACCUCUGCUCCGCACAGCACAAGUUCCACAGCGAGAUGACCUCCCGUCAGCUCACACACACACUCACCACAGAUGAGAACCUGGAGAAGUACCUGGCAGUGUGUCGCUCUCAGCACGCCCAGAUGAAGCGCUUGUCCUGCUCGGAGAUCGUCCUCAACAACGUGGGCCUCUCCGCCGCGUUGCCUAGCGACAGCAUCAGCAAGUCAUGUGACGACCUGUCGGCCAAGGUGGAGGCUCGCCAGAGGAAACAGAGAGAACUGCAGGACAUCUGCGAGAUGAGAGAGCCUCUACUGAGCAACAGGGUCAGCACCCCUGAGCCCAUCCACAGGAUCAUGUCCAGUAUGUCUUUGCAGAAGCAGGACUCAGAGGUUUAUUCAGGAUCCUCCUCUAUUCGUGACACCCCAACACGCACGCCUCCGGAGAGGGAGAUCAUCUGUGUCACCCUGAAGAAAGACCCCACACUUGGCUAUGGGUUUGUAAUAGUGGGGGAGGACAAUACUGGGAAGCUGGAUUUAGGCAUCUUCAUCGCCACUAUAGUUCCUGAUGGACCUGCUGACAAAGACGGCCGAAUCAGAGCUGGUGGCCGUUUGAUCUCUCUGAAUAAGAUCAGUCUAGAGGGAGUGAGUUUCACUGCAGCCGCUGCCAUCCUGCAGAACAGCCCAGAGGAGGUGGAGCUCAUCGUCUCGCAGCCCAAUCAGAACCUCCAGGAGAGUAAGCCAUCCCAGAUGGGAGGUGCUGGAGGCUAUGGCCUAAUGCUGGAGCGCAGCUACGACUCCCAGACCACCCUGAGCAGCGAGUACCGGCCCGCAGUGGAGGAGCUGGAGGAGGCGCUGACCACUCUGCUGACCCCCAAAGCAGGCCGGCGCCUCAACGUGCCCGUAGUGCGCAUACUGGACACACAGGAUAACUGGUCCAGGUGCUCCUCCAUGUCUAGUUUGCGGGGGCCCGAGACUCUGUUUGUCGAGCUGAGGAAGAUCAACGGCAGUCUGGGCAUCAGUGUAGCAGGUGGUGUGAACACCAGUGUGCGUAACGGCGGCAUUUACAUCAAGAGCCUGGUGAUGGGGGGAGCAGCUGACCUGGAUGGAAAAAUACAGAUAGGUGACCGGUUGGUGGAGGUAGAUGGCACCAAUCUGAGGAGAGUGACCCAUCGCCAGGCUGUGGAGUGUUUGAAGAGGACAGGAGAGGUUGUGACCCUGCUGCUGGAGCGGGAGCAGCAGGUUGUCUUGGAUACGUCCACCCCAUCCUCCACUCUGGAGCGACAGGUGUCUCCAUCGCUAAGCAGCAGCUCUUCUGCAUCGUUUCGCCGAGAUGUCACCAUGGAAACCACCUCCAGCGUCAGGCCCAAGGACUACAACUUUGUGUCUGAUGAGAGUACUCUGGAGGUGUCGUUGAGGCGGAGUGUGAGUGGACUGGGCUUCAGCUUCAUGGUGUGUGACGUGUCGUCCCCACCAGGCCGUGCAGGGGGCAGUGUCGUGCGCAUCAAGCGUCUGUUUCCAGGGCAACCGGCCGAUGAGAGCGGGCUGCUGCGGGCGGGCGAUGUCAUCCUGGCCGUCAACGGCCAAUCACUGAAGGGCGUUCCCUACCAGAAAGUUCUUCUGAUGCUCAGAGGAGCUGCCGAUGAGGUGCGACUCACCAUUUGCAGACCUCCACCAGGCGUCCUGCCUGAUAUGGACACAUACUCUCUGAGUCCAGGCCCCUCGCCCAUGCGGGAGAUGCGCUCCAUGUCCCUGGACCUGCGCAUGAGGGACCUGUCCAUGGACUUCCACCGGCUGCUGCAGCUGAAGGCCGAGGAGCAGCGCCAGGACAAGGUCUGGCUCCUGCAGCGGCUGGAACGUCUGGAGGAGAAGGAGCGCACGGUGGAGAGGGAGAGAGAGAGGGAGGAGAAGGAGAAGGAGAAAAGAGAGGGGGAGGAGAGAGAGAGGGAGAGAAGAGAGAGGGAGGAGAGAGAGAGGGAGAGAAGAGAGAGGGAGGAGAGAGAGAGGGAACGCAGUGAGUGGGAGGGGAAGAAGAGGGGGAGUUUGGCGAGGGUGGAGGAGGCGCAUGUGGAGCACGAGGAGGCGGAAGGAGACGCAGACGAGUCGCCUCCCUCCACACCCUCCCCCCCCACCAGCAGCUCCGGCAGCGAGCCCAGCGACACGCCCACACAUGCCCUCAACAUUCCGCAGGGGCUUCCCAUUGGCUCCUUGAAGAAGGAUGCGGGGCCAAGCAGCACGCCCACAAAACAGGAACUUCCCAUUGGCUCGUCCAAGAGGGAGGUGGAGCCUAGCGGCAGUCCCACGCAUGAGGCGCAAACUGUGACGGAGUCUGCUGUGAAAGCGGCAGCAGCAGCAGCAUCAGCAUCAGCGGUAACUAUGGCAACAGACUCCUCCCUGUCACAGGAGGAUGCUGUCAGCAGUUCCCUCAAGAAGCAGAACGAAAGCACAACAUUUCCCAGUGGUGUGAGGCAGCAGGUGAAUGGCUCCACCACGUUCUGUAUGGUGUCCAACGGUUUGGCUUUCCUGGCCGACGAGGAGUACCUGUCAAUCAGCUCCAUCACAGACUCCACCCCUGAUUCAGGCUCCACACACACACACACUCACACACAUACACAGCCCUCCUUGUACACACACGCACACACACCUGUAGCACCUGUUCCCCUCACGCUCACACACACUCCUGCCACGUCUACAGUCACACACACUCCUGUUCCUUACGCACUGUCACACACCAUGGCCGCCUCCACAGUCACACACACACACACUCCUGCUGCUGCAGCACACACACCUCCCUCAGAGCUCACAGCUCACAGUCCUACACACACACCACAUAUUCCAAGUCCCAACAAACUCAGCUGGACAGAUGAGGAAGAGGAGGAAGAAGAUCCUAACAGGGAAGUGCUAAAGGAGUUUGAGCUGACGGUGACCUUGACCAAGUCGUGGAGCGGUAGUUUCGGGUUCACCAUCACGCGCAGUAAGCUGGACGGUUGCUACUACAUCCAGGAAGUGCUGGACAACCCUGCCCGCUCCGACGGACGACUCAGAGCCGGAGACAGACUCAUCAUAGUGAAUGGCCAUAACGUAACCUCAGUGACGGACGACAUGGCCAUGAGCAUCCUGCGCUCGUCGUCACGGAAACUGGUGAUGGUUAUAGGCCGGGCUGUCCAGAACCUCGUAGCCCCACCCUCUGCAGACAGCCUACCUGACAUCACCCUACACAAGACACUCAGCGGACAACUAGGCAUCAAGCUGACGGGAGGCAUCGGUAGCCGCUGGCAGGGCAUCUACGUGCUGGAGGUGGUGCCCAGCUCACCGGCCAGUGAAGAGGGAAGUCUGCAGCCGCAGGACAAGAUCCUGUACAUCAGCGGCAGGUGCACCCUGGGAAUGACCCUGGAGGACGCCGUCAAGGCCUGUGAGAACGCCACGCGCAAGGUCAAACUCAAGGCCCUCAGAGAGGAUCAACCUGUGACACCAAAGGCAAAGUGGAAUGGUCUGUUUGACUGGAAGAAGGAGAGGAGGUUUUUUCCUCGCUUUGAGGAGCCCUACUCACCUGAACCUGAGGAAUUCACUGAGGAAGUGCGUUUCCGACCGCAGCCAUCAAUCCCCUCUCAACCAGAGGAGAGUUGUAUUCUGCAGGUGGAGUUCUCCAAGCCCGAGGGCAGUGGGCUGGGCUUUGCCCUGAUGGGCGGAGCUAACGGGAGCGCGCUCAGAGUGAAGGAGAUCUGCAGUGGGGGCGCGGCUCAGCAGGACGGACGGCUGAGAGUGGGAGACAUACUGCUAGAGGUGAAUGGUGUGAUAGUGUCGGGUCUGAGUCACAGUAAGGUGGUUGACAUCCUGAGGACAGCAGAGGGCGUGGUCCAGCUCACCGUCUGCAGAGACUUCCUGUCUAUGGCUCCUCCCACUGAGCAGUGUUAUGGUCCGCCCCCAACAACUACAGAUGGGAAUGAGUCGACUCCACUGGCAGAUCAGAAAGAGGAUCCACCAGAAAUGUCCCCCAUAUACUCACAGGAGGACAACAGUAGCACUCCCCCUCCUCAGAGCUGUUGUCCAUCAGUACGAGAUCUGCUUCCAGACAGCCCCAAGGAGCUUCCAUCCGCCUGGAGCAGCGAGGAAGAGGAGGAGGAGGAGGAAGAAGAAGGGUUCGUCCAGCCCUCAACAUUCAACAUACUGCCCCCUACAGGUCGCCCCAUCGUGUCGGAGGAAGAGCUGUCCACCCUGGCCAUCAUCAGUCCCUCUAAUACGGGAUGCUACUCGGGGUCAAGGGUCAAAACUCUUAUCCAGAUCCUGCAGCAUCAGGACCAGCAGGAACUCAUCAAAGAGUUUCUGGCUCUGGAGCAUAUGAAGCCGUCUGAUAACUGUCUGGUUGGGAAAGCUCCAGAAAACCGUCAGAAGAACCGCUACAGAGACAUCCUACCCUAUGAUAAGACGCGUGUGCCCUUGGGGAAGCAGCAGGAGUACAUCAAUGCCAGCUACAUCCGCAUGCAGGUGGGUCUGGAGGAGUUCUUUUACAUCUCGUGCCAGGCCCCGUUGCCCUCUACAGUAGAAGCCUUCUGGCAAAUGAUCUGGGAGAAUCGCUCCGACGUCAUCGCCAUGGCGACACAGGAGGUGGAGCGCGGGCGGGUCAAGUGCCACAAGUACUGGCCUGACCGCUUAGACGUUCCCAUGGAAACGGAUCGCUACCAGCUGAUCCUAGACAACUACCAGCAGCUGGACUUCUUCCACAUCAACAUAAUCAAGAUGGUGGAGAAAGAGAGUGGUAGCUGUCACUGGGUGAAGCAGCUGUGUGUGCGUCGCUGGCCUGACCACGGGCCACCGGGCUCGUCCGAGCAGCUGGUCCGGUUCCUGCGCUACAUGCGCGCGGUCCACAGCCGCGGGCCCGUCACCGUCCACUGCAGCGCUGGGAUCGGACGCACCGGUGUCCUCAUCUGCACCGACGCCAUCAUCAGCCUCAUACAGAACGACCUCGCCAUCAGUGUGAGUGACAUUGUCAAGGACAUGCGUACUCAGCGCUACGGCAUGAUUCAGACCAAGGAACAGUACCUCUUCUGUUAUAAAGUCUGGCUGGAUGUCCUCCAGGGGAUCUUACAGCUUCACGGUAACCAAUGGCAACCUGAGGCAUCAGUCUGACUUCCCUGUUCUGCAGCAGACGGAGAGACAAGAGGCGUGUCUACAGGAAAGGCUCAUCGAUAAGGGGUGGAGCACUGAAAGGAGGAGGGGUUUCCCAAUCGCACCACUCCACUCCGCCACUAAAGCCCUUUAUUUGUGGCGGCCAUCUUGAAAUCACUGGAACAUGAGACAGCACAUGACCUGUAGCACGUAGCAAGCUCGUACUGUACCGUGACUGAUCAAGCACACAGAGAAUUGACUGGAUUAUCGAUUUUAGCUCCUAGAACUUAUUGUAGCGAAGCCAGCUAAGUUUUGCCAAAGCUGAUCAUAUAAUAUACACACACACAUAUAUAUAUA